CUUCACACAUAUGAACAUCACAUAAACACACACAUACACAUAGAUAACUCAUCCGAAUGUGCAUUACUAACAACAUUAUACAUUCUACUGAACAAAUCACUCCAAAUUCAAAAUCAAUAUCAACAUUUCCGAUAGUCAGUAGCAAUAAAGAUAAAAUGAUGAAUCACUUCACACAUUCACUUGUCAAUCUAACACAAACUCAUCAACAUCACAUCAUUCAUCAACUGAAACAUCAAACAUCCAACAUCAAACUUCAAUCAGAAUCAUUGCACACUCAUGUCCACAAUGCAUCAUACUCACAUUCAAAUCUCGAUCAAUUCAAUCAUUCACAUUCUGAGAGCAGUGAAUUGAGUUGGUGUUACUCUAACCAUUCUCAAUUGACCGUUAUUGCAUCUUACUCAAUAUCCUCAAAUAGCUCACACUUCAUUCACUAGGUGACUGACUGACCAUCAACCAUUACAUUUCAACCAUGUAGAAUUAUGGUUGAUU
Schistosoma spindalis is the source of this 489-nucleotide messenger RNA. NCBI's taxonomy places the organism in Eukaryota, Metazoa, Platyhelminthes, Trematoda, Strigeidida, Schistosomatidae. The record is from the annotation of a GenBank genome assembly.